AUGUCAGAAGGGUUAAUAGAGGACUUGAAGACAUCUGGACACCAAGCUGCUUCAGCUGAUCUCUGCUAUGCUGGACCUGAAGAUGUUUCCUGUGAUUUCUGCACAGGAAAGAAGCUGAAAGCAUUGAAGUCCUGUCUGGUAUGUUUGGUUUCUUACUGUGAGCAACACCUCCAGCCUCACUAUGAAUCCUCUGCCUUUGACAAACACAAGCUGAUCAAACCUUCCAAGGGGUUGAAAAGUAACAUCUGUUCAACUCAUAAUGAGGUGAAGAAGAUGUUCUGCCUUACUGAUCAGCAGUGUAUCUGUUAUGUCUGCUGCAUGGACAAACAUAAACGCCAUGUAACAGUUCCAGUUGAAGUUGAAAGGGCAGACAAAGAGAAAGACCUUAAGGUGAAUCUGCAGGAAGUGCAGAAGAAAAUUCAGACCAGAGUGGAGGAAGGUAAAGUCCUUGAGAAAGAGAUGGAGGGGAUCAAACUGUCUGCUGAUAAAACAAUUGAAGACUGUGAGACCAUCAUCAAUGAGCUGGUGAGUUUCAUCAAAGAAAAAGGCUCAAAUCUAAAGCAGCAGAUUAAAUCCCAGCAGGAAACUGAAGAGAGUCGAGUUAAAGAGCUUCAGAAUAAACUGGAGCAGGAGAUCACUGAGCUGAGGAGGAAAGAAGAGGAGCUGAAGCAGCUUUCAGACACAGAGGGCCACACUGAAUUUCUACUAAGUUACUCCAUGAUGUCAAGACUCAGUGAAUAUACAGACUCACCAAGCUUUAAAAUGUGUCAAGUUAAGUACUUUGAGGAUCUGCAAACAGCACUGUUAGAAGCCAGAGAAAAUCUCAAAGCAUUUCUAAGUGAGGAAUGGAGGAAGAUCAUUCUGACAGUGAGAUCAGUGGAUGUUUUAUUGCCACAAAUUGAACCUAAGACCAGAGAUGAGUUUUUAAAACAUUCAUUUCAACUGACGAUGGACCCAGAUACAGUUCACAAAAAACUCUUCCUAUCUAAUCAGAACAGAACCGUAUCAGACAAUGCUCCAAAUCCAAAUAUCUAUCCUGCAUAUAAAAAAAGGGACAGGUUUUCCAUCCAGCAGCAGGUCCUGAGUAAGGAGAGUCUGAUUGGACCUUGUUACUGGGAAGUGGAGAUGAAAGGGAGAGGCCUUUCAGUAGCCGUGACAUACAAGAAUAAAGAUAACUUGGAUCAAAGUGAUUUUGGAAGUAACAAUAAUUCCUGGGCAUUAGAGUGUUAUGGCGACUGCUACAAAUUCAGACACAACAAAAUCACAACUUCCAUCGCAGGCCCUCUGUCCUCCAAAGUAGGAGUGUACGUGGAUCCCAGAGCCGGUAUUCUUUCUUUCUACAGCGUCUCUGACACCAUGGCCCUCCUCCACAGAGUCCAGACCACAUUCACUGAGCCGCUCUAUGCUGGACUGUGGAUUUGGAAGAGUUUUUGGGCAGACAACACUGCUACAUUUAAUGAGAUAAAAUAG
Molecule: messenger RNA, 1470 nt
Organism: Pelmatolapia mariae (spotted tilapia)
Lineage: Eukaryota; Metazoa; Chordata; Actinopteri; Cichliformes; Cichlidae
Product: tripartite motif-containing protein 16-like
Exons: 1
Coding region: 1-1470 (489 amino acids)
Molecular function (GO): protein binding; zinc ion binding
Source: RefSeq, a predicted model, not a curated record